Scophthalmus maximus (turbot) is the source of this 5208-nucleotide messenger RNA. RefSeq names its product fidgetin-like. Gene Ontology annotation, molecular function: ATP hydrolysis activity; ATP binding; microtubule severing ATPase activity. The transcript has 3 exons. The record is from RefSeq and is a predicted model, not a curated record. Lineage: Eukaryota; Metazoa; Chordata; Actinopteri; Pleuronectiformes; Scophthalmidae. Bases 151 to 2694 code for a protein of 847 amino acids.
ACGCGCUUCCCUGUUCCUCUGCUCUUUACGCACAUGUCCCACCUCGCCAAACAAACCACACGACCAUAAUGAGCUUAUGGGAAUAAUUGGAAUUGAGGAAUUUUUUUCUUCCUCUCCACACUCACUCCCUCCCUCCUUCGAUGGGCACGCAUGCGCAGUGGGCUGCGCACUGGUCAGUCUGAGAAGCAGCUGUUCGGGGCUGGUGAAAUUCCAACAUGGCAGUGGCUGUGGUCAGUGUUUCCUGCGUUAACUUGGGAUGGUUUCAUCUCGCGGCUCGCAGCGCGGCUUAACCUCGGCACCGCGUCUCCCCUCCUCCUCCUCCUCCACAGCAGCAGCAGCAGCAGCAGCCCUCCCCGGGAUCGAUGCGCCCCUAACCCCCCGACGCGAGAGGUCGACCCGUCGCCAGAAAAGCAGCACGACAUGAUCAGCAGCAGCAGCGUCUAUGGCUUAAAGAUGCAGUGGACCCCCGAGCACAGCCAGUGGGCCGAACAGCAUUUCGACAUCUCCUCCACCACGCGCUCGCCCGCCCACAAGGCUGAGGCCUACCGGGCGGUGCCCGGACACCUGCAGCGCUCCGCCACCUACCAGUACGCCUGGGCCAACGACGACAUCUCGGCCCUCACCGCCUCCAACCUGCUCAAGAAGUAUGCCGAGAAGUAUUCCGGCAUUCUGGAGAUGCCGGGCUCGUACUCCGAGGCCCCGGGGUUGAUGAGCGGGCGCAAAGGUGAAUCGGAGCCCUGGCAGGACGGCGUCUACCCCAUGAGCUGCAUCCCAGAGGGGGUCUCUGUCAGAAAAGGCGGCGUGGCGGCGGCCUCAGAGGUGGUGUCUGGCAUGUGCAGCUCCCCGGGCCUGGCCUCCAGCACGCUGAGCGAGCCCAGCUACUCCAGCAGCAGCUGUGGGAGCCACGCUGCCACUGCCCUCCACUCCUCCUCCAUGCCCUCUCAGGAAUACGGCCCGGCGUACAGCGGAUCCUACUUGCACAGUAGUUACAGCUCCCAGUCUGCCCCCACCCCGGCGCUCCCCUCCCCGCUGCACAGUUCUGGGCUCCUGCAGCCGCCCCCUCCGCCCUCCCACCCCACAUUAGUCCCAGCUUACAACGGCGGCUCCCCGAACUUGUCUAGUUAUAAUUACCCCCCAGCAGGCUACCCAGCUCAGAGCUCUGUCGGGCCAGGGUACAGCCCUGGGGGAGCACCCCCUCCCUCCUCAUACCUCCCCUCAGGCAUUGCUGCACCUACACCUCUCCCCCCCUCUUCUGCUUUACCUGGAUACCCCUACCAGAGCCACAACCUGACCCCAAUUGCCCCGACCCCUCUCAGCGGUAGCUCAUCCAACUCACUGAAGAGGAAAGCCUUCUACAUGACAGGCCAAGGAGAGAUAGACUCUUAUGGCAACUUUGGCUACGGUCAGGCCCGGAGCGCCGCCGAGAGUCCCAUGUACCGGAUAGCAGACAGCAGCAGUGCCAACGGAGGCGGCAGCGGCUUCGAUCGGAGUGCUGAGAAGUCGUCUUUACCUUUUAACCAUCAGAAACAGUCCGCGAUGUCGUCGGAGCAGCAGCAGAGGAAGUACAGCGGCCAGGCAACAGGUGGGUCACUGACCCCGCCGGCCUAUGUCUCCUCCACCCUGGGGGGCUCCCGCUCUGCAGACUCCCUCGCCAGCUUCACCUCGCCCUCCCUCAGCGAGCAAAGCGCCGAUGAUCACCGUCUCCACCUCUCCCACUCGGCCCCAGGGCCUAACUCCUCCUCAUCCACGUCCUCCCGGCCUGCUGAAGAGCAGCUUAAGACCAGUGACCCCCACCUCCUGGACAUGGUCACCUCUGAAAUCGUUCAGCAGGGGCCCCCGGUGGACUGGAGUGACAUUGCAGGGCUGGAACUGGCCAAGGCAACCCUGAAGGAGGAGGUUCUGUGGCCCAUCCUUCGCCCUGACAUGUUCAACAGUUUAGGACCAACCCCGCGUUGUGUGUUGCUCUUUGGCCCCCGGGGCAGUGGCCGGACGUUGCUGGGUCGCUGCCUGGCCAGCCAGCUGGGGGCCCCCUUCCUCCAGCUCAGCGGUUCCACGUUGGCCACCAAGUGGCUGGCUGACGGAGAUAAAAUUAUCCGAGCAUCGUUUCUGGUGGCGCGCUGCCGGCAGCCCUCGGUACUGUUCAUCAGCGAGGUCGACAUGCUGCUGUCGGCCCACCUCAGUGAAGAGAGUCCUGUCAACCGGCUGAAAGGAGAGCUGCUGGCCCAGCUGGACUCGCUUCUCAUGGGCUCCGGCGAGGACGCAGGCAGCCAAGUGUUGGUGGUUUGCUCCACAAGCAGACCCCAGGACAUGGACGAAGGGCUGCGCAGGUACUUUGCUCGGAGGGUCCUGGUGCCCCUGCCGGACACCGUGGCCAGACACCACAUCGUGAACCAGCUCCUGGUCCAGUCUCAGCACAAGUACUGCCUGAGCGAGGAGGAGCUGGCGCUGCUGGUCCAGCGUACCGAGGGCUUCUCUGGCCUGGACCUGGCGAGACUCUGCCAGGAGGCGCUCGUAGGUCUGUUACACGUCUCUGCACAGGGCAUGGACAUGACAGGUAUGAUGCCCAGGGGACAGAUCCGGCCCCUCACGUACCAGGACUUUGAGAGUGUCUUUUGUAAAUUCCAGGCCAGUAUAUCGCAGAAGGAGAUUGACAUGUACACAGAGUGGAACAAAAUGUUCGGCUGCAGCCAGUGAAAAGAUACGAGUCCGCCCUUGAGAAAACGAGGCAUCCACAAUUCCUUUCCUCAGGGCAGAGUCAUUGUGCUGGAGGGAACGGCAUGCAGAAGGCCAACACGAGCCCCCCGGGUUCUCACGGGCAGAGAUGAGACGCUCCGAGAGACGACUGGCAGUGUCCUGGUGAAUGAGCAGGAGUUUUAAUUUGAAUGCUCGACACUGCAGAGAGCCGGGCGUUGUUUACACAGUGCGAGCGAGUCGGCCUCAGAAGAAAGACGCCCCAGUGUCUGUAUAUAUACCGUGAUGUUCUUGUUCUUGGGAUUUUGUUUGGCUAUCCAAGUGCCUGAAGUGGUGCUUUCCCAUUUUCUUUCGUUAUUUGCCUCACAAUCUACAUUCAUGGCAUGAGCUGUUGAUUAUUAAGAGCUUUAAGAACUUCAGCGGCGAGUCUGGACAGCCGGAGAUUGACGGUCGCCAUCGCUGGUGGUCAGUCACUUCCUCAUUGUCUUGCUGAGAGCAGUAAUCCACCAGAGCGGCAGUAGUCUGGGCUCGUACUCGUUCUCAUCUCUUCUGAUCCUUUGUCUGCAAAAAAACCCAACAAACGUGACAAACAAAACUCAGGAAAGCGUUUGUGAAUUGUACAGUAACCUCGAGGUAUCUUGACGAGAGAGACACUGAGAUCUGAGGGGGGACCCCUCGGUGGGUUGGGCAGUUAGUCGAGCACGGCGGUGUUAGGUGUCCCUCAGCUGGCUAGGAUAAACAGCAAAGAGAUGACAAUGAAUGUACUAGAUUUGUUCUGGAUCGAUGCGACAUAAUCAAUAGUGAGAGUAAAACACAUGAUUGCUUCCCCUCCCCCCUCCCAGAUUGAGUUACCUGUUAUCGUCUUGACCAGUCCUGAAGCUCGUCUCCUUUGCUCUUAAACAUUUUUUUUCAAACUGUGUUGUCCAGCUUUGCUGUUGGGGGCUUUAAGAGACGGGGCAUGUUUUUUGGGGGAGGGGGGGGUGAGACUUUGUAUAUUUACCAAAACAAACCAUAAUCAACAUUGUUCAUGUGAUGUGAUCUAGGCUAUACGGUUAGGUUCCAUCCGUCAUCCGCACAAAAAGACCUCCAGUAGCUCAUCUGUGUUGGGCAUCUGGAGGAAGUUGAUGCUCAAACCACCUCCAGAUGAAUUACAGGACUAUUCAGAGAAACGUGCUCAUUUGCUUUCUUGCCUAGUGGGAGAUGAGACUACUUUAGGACGUAGGGGGAAGCAGGAACAUGUCCAGAACAUUGAGGCGAGGGUUUAGGCGCCUGCGCUCACUCGGAUGUUCUCCAGACGUCUGCGAGGGGGCGGGAGGAAUUCCGCAAAAUGUCCGGUGCAAUAUUUGUGGAAAUGUGAGUUCUCACGUUCGGCCUCUCUGGGAAAAUGUCUGGACUCCGGUGCACGUUUCCGCCUUCGCAUCCAAGACUCUCAGCAAGAAAGUAAAAGAGUCAAACUAUUCUUAUGAAUCACAAUAAUGUCGAAACACAAUUGACCGUGAGUUGGUCCAAAAAUUACAUUUUCCACUUUGCAUUGGACAAAAUAACGGCUCGGCAGUGUUCGAGGAAACCUGGAAUCUGGCAUCGAGAGAGCUUAUUCCGAUAUUCUCCCAGUUUUGAAGUUGGAUUUGAAUAGGUGUCAUAACCAAGUUAUGGAAUUAUGGGUUAUGCAGAGUUGCCUGAUUAGCUUUACUCCAAUUGGAUUAGUUAUAAAAUGAGAUGCCGCUCAUGUGAUUUUAAUUAUACAUUCAUCCCGUACAUAUCUCUCAUAUCUAUAAUUUCACAAGUGUGGAAAAUAGGAAAUCAAGAGCUCAUUUGAUUAGAGCAAUUUUCACUGAGCGACGUCUCUGUCAUGCAUUUAGUGUUGUUAUUGUCACGGCCGUGUCCUUGUCCAACCAAGAGGCAUGUACGCAGUUAGCACAACAAGUUUUAAUCAUCAGAAAAAAUUGUUUUCAAGCGAGAGAUAUUUGAUCGGAGCGAAUCCAACUCAAACCCGUGUCUGUGGUUUUUUACUCAUCUGUAACUUUGUUCACUAUAUUAACACAGAUUUCAUGAAGCACAUAUUCUAAGUGCAUUUUCAGUUCACUGAAAAGCUUUGUAACAUGAGUGGGGGGAAAUGUUGGCACUAGCCUUUUAAGUCCUUCGUCGUCAUGAAGGUCAUCUGUUGCCCAUUGUAUUGCAUCCGAAUGUAUUCUUUUGUCUCUUCCUUGUCCCUGUGUGAAGCUGUCCUCGGGCGCUACCGUCGUGGCAUGGGGGUCAUUAAGAUAGGUUAUGAACGUGCACUAAAUCAUGUUUGUGUGUAAUAUUGUUUCUGUUGAAGUGUCUCACUGACAGCACUUGUUUUGUUUUACUCUCAAGGAGUAUUAUUAUUAUUUUUUGUAUUCUACUGUACCACUGUCAAAGUAGGAGCUGCGUACAGUUUGUGCAGGCCCCGUCUGCGUUGCUCUAUCUCUGCUACAGGCAACACAUCAGUGCAGCACCUGAUGUGUGUGUGUGUGUGUGUGUGUGUGUGUGUGUGUG